UGAUCUUUGAAAUGCACAGAAAAAUACUGCAGUUCCUCGUCUUCUUUUAUUAAGUUUAGAAGGGUUUUCCUGUGUGUGCUAAACGCUGGGCAUUCUCCAACAAAAUGUACAACACUUUCCAGUUCGGAGUGGCAGAACUUGCAGGACUUUGUGGUACUUUGAUUCAGAGAGAAUAACCUUCUAUUCGUUGGGUAUGUACUGCAGGAUAAUUGAGCUCUGAUGGACAUAGCUUCCCUCAGGAGAGGGCUGGAGACUUGCUUUGGGUAAUAAUUCUUUUUAUCACGUUGGGUCAUGCCCGACCAUAGACUUAGAGAAGAUUUUUUAGCAAUUGCAAUUUCAAGGGCAGCAUAGUGUUGUUUAUAAAUUUUUCCCAGUGCUAGCUUCUUCCAUACUUUAUAUGGAAUGCGAUCUCUAAGGAUGUUAGGGAGACUUGGAAGCUCAUAACUAUUGAGGAUUUUUAUCCAGCGUCUUACCAAAGGUGUAUUGUAUGCUAUACCAUUAAACAGGAUUCUUCUCUCAGUGCGUUCGUCUGAAAGGCUUGCAUAUUGCAUUAGGGGACUUACAAUGCAAAAUCCCCCCGUCGGGGCUCUUCAAUUUUUGUCUUUAAUGAAAAAAACUUUUGAAAAUUAACGCGACCGAAAUGCAAAUUAAUAUUCCCUCUUCCCUCUUGCCAAAAAAUGGGGAAAAUCAAGUUAAAUGGAACAAAAACAGUGACUUACCUCGGCUGUCGCGCAACUUCACUGCCCUGUUUUAUUCGAACUUAAUACACAUAAACAUAUGGCCAUUGAGUCCCCUGUACAGAUCGCGCUAGAACGUCGGUCUCCGUAUUUGGUGAGUGAAGCCAACGGAGUUCAGGGGCCGAUUGCACGAAAGGGUCUUUGCAAGGACCGUCUUUCGUGUCGCCCAUCUUUUAUGAUACGCCACACUCAUUCAAUGAACAAGGUUAUGAUAUAACCUUGUUCUCAGUUAUAUCUCCAUGUGUGGCAAAAUAAGGAUGGCAAUGUUUGGCUUAUUUUCUCUUUUUCUUUGGGACAAAUGCUUGAUUUUUUUACACUGACAGUUUUCAUUACACCUAUUCGUCAUACAACUUGGCCCUUAAGUAAAUUUGAUUCUUUAAAUUAUUUUUUUCUCAAUCAAAAAAAGAGAUAAAAAAUGAAAAUUUUCUUGCCAUAUUAUUUUCCACCAAUAGAGGGCGUACACAAAAAUAUGCCCAAAAUUCAAGUUUUUGAGCGCUCUAGUGAAUUCAAAAAUUAUUCCCAAAUCACUAAUGAAAAAUAAAUUGCAAUUGUACGGAAAUUAGUAAUUUUGGUCACAAAAGUGAUAUUUUAAUCAUUUUUUUAAGUGUGUGCUCUGUACAGCAUUGGCAUGCCAUAGUCCAACCUGUAGAUUCCCCACAGGCAGGGUGGUUGCAGUGAACAAGUGAUACGCCAUGUGAAACGCAUUUCAAAUAAAUUAUCUGCAAAUAUAUUUUAUUUGUCCGUUAGAAUAAACAAAAAUAUUUUUUUAUAAAAUGAUGUGAUAUCUCAUGAAAUUGUAUAAAAUUUGAUUUAAAAGCUAGCUUACGAAUUUCAUUUGUUUAUCAUAACUUUCAGAAACACCCCGCUUAUAGCGCAUCAUAAAAGAUGGGCGACACGAAAGACGGUCCUUGGAAAGACCAUUUCGUGCAAUCGGCCCCAGCUGAACGACCAACAUAACAGAGACCGAAGCUUUUGGUCUAUAGUUGCACGUGCUUUACAAUCAUAUAAUAAGCAACUAAAGUUACCGGUAUCAUGGCCGAAAAUCCACCAAAAGAAAAAAAGCGAAAAGUAUCUGGAGAAGAAUAUGAACGAGAUGCCUUGCAGAGUUUUAGAGGAUUCAAAAUAAAGCGAAUUUUGAAUCAGAAUUUGUCAUCUAAAUCCGUUUUCUUACUGGGCCACAUCGAUCCACAGGCACAGGGAUCUGCAGGUGCUGGUGAACCAAGUGGAUGUGGAGGAACAGUCGCGGGAGGAGCGGCCCCGACUGGCACAGGCGACGAAGAAGGUGCAGCGGAAGGCAAAGGCAUCAAGCCAAACCAAACCCGGCUACAGGCCGUUGUAUUGCUUGAAAAGACUGCAUUUACAGAAGACCUGUUACCCAAUUUGAUGUCAGAAAAAUCUGCUCUCAAUCGUUCCAUGCAGAAUGAUAUUUACGGUGUAUAUGAAUGCUUUCCACCCAAGGAAUUGUCGGGAAUAAAAACAACUUUGAUAUAUCCUGCUACUGAGAAACACAUCCAGAAAUACUCUGCUCAAGAUGUUCAUCUCAUCAAUGAAUCAUACAAGGAUUACAUGAAUAUGACACUACCAUACAUUGAAGAGAAGCAGUUUAAUAUUCAGGUAUCUUAGAUAAACAUUCAUUGAGGGGUUGAUUCAGCCCCCCCCCCCCCAAAAAAAAAAAAAAAAAAAUAUCUUGACUGAUGACAGCUUGAUUGUGAAUUGGCAUGCUCAUUAUCUGUGGCAUAGAUCAGAGUCGAUCCUAAAAAAAAAUCUAACUUAUUAAUCAUGCAACUUUAUGCAUAGAAUCAAGUUUGGUCUAAUGAUUAUAAUGAGGCCCCUAAACCUCAAAUUCUUUGCUUACUCUUUAUAAGACUGAUAAAAUAUAUGAAUAAAAAUCGGCAUGAAUUCAUGCAUUUCUUUGUUUUCAACAUUGUGUAUUUUAUUGGGUUUUUAUAAUAUACCUCUGUAACAGUGUCAAAAUAAAAUAUAACUCUCUCCAAUCUUCUAUGCACUCCUGUUCAAAUCAAAUUUACAAUGCUCUUCUAUGAAAAAAUAAUCUAAACCUAACUGAAGAAGGGUGAACAAAGAAUAACUCCGAUGUGAACAAGAUGAAGUCCUAGUCGGCACUGACUUUACUUUUUUUAAAGCACAUUUGCCAAUGCACUCACAUUAAUCAACUCUACCAAUCAAGUAAAAGCAAAGUGGUAUAGACCACAAAAUGAACUAACCCUAUUAAAAAAUGAAAACCAAUUAAAGCACAGAGAUGAGUGAUGAUGAGGUGGAACUGAAUAAUAAUGAGAACUAAACAAUGAGGCCAUGUGGAGUCAAAACUCAAAAGGGAUGGAAAACUAGAAAGCGUUACUGAGGGGAAAAUGAAUGAUGAACCUGGUGAAGUGCUGUUGCUAUGACAAAUGAACAAUGUAUUGGGAUAGUGGAGAUGGAAUGAAGGUGACACAACAUUUGCUCCUGCGACAGUUGCUCCAGGCUGUAUUUCGUCUAAGAUAUAGGGUUAGCCGUUAGGGUUGCAUUUUAGGUGUAGGAUAGGGUAUAGUGUUGAAUUCAUGGCUUAAGUUGGCGAUUCCAUUAGUGCAUGGAAUUCACAGUGGAGCAAUUGUCACCAGAGAAAAAAUUUGACCGUUACACUUUUUUACUAAUUUGAAUUUUACAUAUAAAGUCAAACAAAUUACUGUGGUCCCUAGAGAUUAAACCUGGGCAAAUUUUCCUGUAUUCUGACAGAUAUUGGGGAUGAUAAUGGUGGUGUAUUUUCCUGUAUUCUGACAGAUAUUUGGUAUGAUAAUGGUGGUGUAUUUUCCUGUAUUCUGACAGAUAUUGGGGAUGAUAAUGGAGGUGUAUUUUCCUAUAUUCUGACAGAUAUUGGGGAUGAUAAUAGUGGUGUAUUUUCCUGUAUUCUUACAGAUAUUGGGGAUGAUAAUGGUGGUGUAUUUUCCUGUAUUCUGACAGAUAUUGGGGAUGAUUAUGGUGGUGUAUUUUCCUGUAUUCUGACAGAUAUUGGGGAUGAUUAUGGUGGUGUAUUUUCCUAUAUUCUGACAGAUAUUGGGGAUGAUAAUAGUGGUGUAUUUUCCUGUAUUCUGACAGAUAUUGGGGAUGAUAAUAGUGGUGUAUUUUCCUGUAUUCUGACAGAUAUUGGGGAUGAUUAUGGUGGUGUAUUUUCCUGUAUUCUUACAGAUAUUGGGGAUGAUUAUGGUGGUGUAUUUUUCUGUAUUACAGAUACAGUAUUGCUCGGAAUAAAGUUGACGCAUUACCGCGCUGUACCGCGUAAGUCGAUGUGAAAUCGGGUCACGCGCGAUUACCACCAGAAAAUUUCCAUCGGCGUGAGUCGCACUCUGAGAGAAAUUACCAUGGUAAUGUACCACGAGAUUUUUUAAUGAAAAUCUUGUGUAUUACCGCGAUAAUACCGCAGAAGGAGGGACGAUCUUCUGUCGUAGAGACAUUGAUUUGAUAAUUAAUAAAAUGUCACAAUUUGGACAACUCACAUGGCUCGAAUUAGCCCUCCUGACUUGCCGCGAUGUCUCUCUCGAAAUUACGAUACUUGGCAGCAACUUAUUGCCGUAAGAUGCCGUCUCCUCGAAACCCAAACAAAAAUGUCAUGGCUUGAUGUUGAGCUUUGCGCGAGAGCACAAUUUUAAUGCACGCUCGUAUCAUCGCCCUCAAAUUGACAUCUUUCUGAACUUCGUUGAGCGAAAGUCGGGUCGAGAUGAGAUCAUGUACUUUCUGGGAUAAGUAGUGAAUAGUUAUAAGAAAAAAAAGGAGCACCCAAGAUAAGAAGGGACAGAGUCGAGCAAGAGAAGGAGAGAGCGAAAGAUACGAGAGACAGAUGGAGGGGGAAAAUGAUCAAGAGAGAGAGAGAGAGCAAAAGAUAAUGGAGAGAAAGGGGGGCUAGAUUAAGCAAGAGACACCGAGGCUGGAAAAAACAGACCUAUUGUUUAUUUCCUUAUAUUCCUUUACCGUCAUUCUCUUACUCUGUUCACAACCAUAAUGAUUUAAUUUUCAUAUUUUCAGUGCAUUAUUGCCCAACAUUCUUCCACCGUUAUUAUGAUAUAAGGAAUGAUAAACUCCUUUCUGUCUCCCACCACUCGAUCAAGUCACAAAAACACAGCAUGUAGAGGGCUUAAUUUGAUUGCACCACGAAUGUCCUUGAUUACUCAUGCUUAAUUACAAUCAGUGUUCUUUUCCCUUGUUUCCUCAUAUUCUAUUUUUUAUCGUUUUUUAUGUUGAUAUAUUUCCAUUUGACCCAUGUCUCACUCUUGAAUUUCUACUCUAUCGCUAUCUCAGCUCACUUCUCCCUCGAUUCCUACCCUUUUUUUCUCCUCCACACUUCUCAAUCCUUUUGACUCUUUUUUUUGUGUGUGUGAGUAAUAUUGCAAAGCUCAUUCUAUCUUAUGCGACGCUCUAGCUGGUGUUUAUGAACAAAGAAAAAAUAAUUUUUUGAGUGUCAAUUUAUUGUCACCGGAUUGUCAUAAUAAGCAUAUAUCUUUAUCAAUUUUUAUUAAUCUUCCUUCAUUGUUCGAAUGAUAGUGUUCAGAAUUUCUAUAUUCUCUCCUCUCACUGAAUCACGUCACCUCUGCUGUCAUUAUCUCUCUUGCUCGUGGUGGCGUACCUAGGGGGGCAAAUUCGUCCGCCAAAAAAUGUUGACAAGC
This is a messenger RNA of Lytechinus pictus (painted urchin), 5389 nucleotides long. RefSeq names its product m7GpppX diphosphatase-like. Gene Ontology annotation, molecular function: hydrolase activity; RNA 7-methylguanosine cap binding. The coding region runs from base 1770 to 2360 and encodes 196 amino acids. Lineage: Eukaryota; Metazoa; Echinodermata; Echinoidea; Temnopleuroida; Toxopneustidae. Gene Ontology annotation, biological process: deadenylation-dependent decapping of nuclear-transcribed mRNA. Gene Ontology annotation, cellular component: nucleus; P-body. The transcript is spliced from 2 exons. The record is from RefSeq and is a predicted model, not a curated record.